GGGCGGGCCGACGGCUGUAAUGGCGGCUGGCGGCGGCUCGGCGCUGCUCUGACACCCGGAUACUGCUCGGCGCAGCACCCCCCUCCCCGCGCCCGGCCCGCCCCCCUCCUCCCCGCCCCAGCCAGCUCCGCUCGCCCCCUCCCUGGCCCCUGCUCCAGGCCCCCGCCGCGGGACGAGGAGGAGGGCUCCCCGCAGACAAUGGACGAGCACCCUGGAGCCGGAGGAGGCGGUGGGAUGGCGGCCGCCCCGAGACCGCAGCAGCCGCCGCCGCCGCAGGCGGGUGGGAACAUGAACCUGCAGGCGGGUGGGGGCUGCGUGGGGGCCGGGGCCGGCGGAGGAGGAGGAGGGCAACAGCAGCCGCCCCAGGGCCCCGCGGCCCCGGCUGGUCAGGAGGCGGUGGGCCCCGCCGAGCUGUCCCGGCCCCAGCACUACACGAUUCCAGGGAUCCUGCACUACAUCCAGCACGAGUGGGCCCGCUUCGAGAUGGAGAGGGCGCACUGGGAGGUGGAGCGGGCCGAGCUCCAGGCUCGGAUAGCGUUUUUACAAGGGGAAAGAAAGGGUCAAGAAAAUUUGAAGAAAGAUUUAGUAAGAAGAAUAAAAAUGUUAGAAUAUGCAUUAAAACAAGAAAGGGCAAAAUACCAUAAGUUGAAAUAUGGCACAGAAUUGAACCAAGGUGACUUGAAAAUGCCAACUUUUGAAUCAGAAGAAACCAAAGAUAUGGAGGUUCCCGCAGUACCUCAAAAUAGCCAAUUGACCUGGAAGCAAGGCAGACAGUUACUGAGACAGUAUCUUCAGGAAGUAGGUUAUACAGAUACAAUAUUGGAUGUACGCUCCCAGCGGGUAAGGUCUUUGCUUGGGCUCUCCAAUUCAGAACCAAACGGUUCAGUAGAGACAAAGAACUUAGAACAGAUCCUUAAUGGGGGUGAAUCUCCUUCAUCAAAACAAAAGGGACAGGAAAUAAAAAGGAAUUCUGGUGAUGUUCUUGAAACAUUUAACUUCUUAGAAAAUGCAGAUGAUAGUGAUGAAGAAGAAGAGAGUGACAUGAUAGAAGAUAUUGCAGAAGGAAAAGAAAAGCACCGGAUAAAUAAGAAACACAAAAUUGGUAAUGAAGGGUUAGCUGCUGACCUAACAGAUGACCCAGAUACUGAAGAAGCUUUGAAAGAAUUUGAUUUUUUAGUGACAGCUGAAGAUGGUGAGGGAGCUGGAGAAGCUCGAAGUUCAGGAGAUGGAACAGAGUGGGACAAAGAUGACCUGUCCCCAACUGCUGAGGUUUGGGAUGUAGACCAGGGACUAAUAAGUAAACUGAAGGAACAGUACAAGAAGGAACGAAAGGGGAAGAAAGGGGUAAAGAGAGUCAACAGGACAAAACUUCACGACAUGAUAGCUGAUCUGGGCGAUGAUGAGAUACCCCACAUCCCUUCAGGAAUCAUUAAUCAAUCUAGGUCACCCUCUUCUAGAAUGACUGAUCAUGAAGGUGCAAGAGCAGAGGAAGCUGAGCCAAUAACGUUUCCACCUGGAGGAGGCAAGUCAUUUAUUAUGGGUUCUGAUGAUGUGUUGUUAAGUGUACUGGGCCUUGGAGACCUUGCAGACUUGACAGUAACAAAUGAUGCAGACUAUAGUUAUGAUCUGCCAGCUAAUAAAGAUGCCUUCCGAAAGACAUGGAACCCUAAGUAUACGCUACGCAGUCAUUUUGAUGGAGUGCGGGCAUUAGCUUUUCAUCCUGUAGAGCCUGUGCUGGUUACAGCCUCUGAGGACCAUACUCUAAAACUUUGGAAUUUGCAGAAAACAGUUCCUGCCAAAAAGAGUGCCUCUUUAGAUGUAGAACCCAUCUACACAUUUAGGGCUCAUAUUGGACCUGUAUUGUCAUUGGCAAUUAGUUCCAAUGGAGAGCAGUGUUUCAGUGGUGGUAUUGAUGCAACCAUCCAGUGGUGGAACAUGCCUAGCCCUAAUGUGGAUCCAUAUGAUACCUAUGAGCCAAACGUUCUAGCUGGCACAUUAAUUGCUCACACAGAUGCAGUCUGGGGUCUUGCUUACAGCAGUGUAAAGAAUCACUUACUAUCUUGUUCAGCAGAUGGCACUAUUAGAUUAUGGAACCCACCAGAAAAAAUGCCCUGUAUUUGCACUUACAAUGGAGAAAAAGAGCAUGGAAUACCUACAUCAGUUGACUUUAUAGGUUGUGACCCUGCUCAUAUGGUGGCAUCUUUUAACACUGGCAGCACAGUCAUCUAUGAUUUAGAAACAUCCCAGUCAGUGGUAAUGCUUUCAUCACAAAUAGAAUCUGGUGUACAAUCAAAUAAUCAUAUUAACAAGGUAGUAAGUCAUCCCACACUUCCUGUAACUAUUACAGCACAUGAAGAUAGACACAUCAAAUUUUUUGACAACAAAACGGGUAAAAUGAUCCAUUCUAUGGUUGCUCAUUUGGAUGCUGUCACAAGUCUAGCUGUAGAUCCUAAUGGAAUCUAUUUAAUGUCUGGAAGCCAUGAUUGUUCCAUUAGGUUAUGGAAUUUGGACAGCAAGACAUGUGUGCAAGAAAUAACAGCUCAUAGGAAAAAGCUGGAUGAAUCAAUUUAUGAUGUAGCAUUUCAUCCGUCAAAAGCAUAUAUUGCCAGUGCAGGAGCUGAUGCCCUUGCCAAAGUAUUUGUGUGACAUAGCAGAACAAACCUGCGUCAUAACAGCAGGUCUGUUUGGACAAAAAAGAGGGAAUGCGUCACUGCCAUCAAUGAUAAGGUUACCAGUAAGACACUACAUCUGAUCUGCCUGGGUAAAGGCUCUUAAUGUGGGGCAGGUAUAAGUUGGUGAAAAAUCACCACAUCUUGAACAACGUCAGGCUCAUUCAUUUAACUGUAAUUACUGUAUUUUGGGGGGUGGGGAGAAAUACAAAAAAGAAAACCAGUAUUUGUAGCCUUGACUGGAUAUGAACUGAGCGUAUGUCUGUUCUUUAGGUGUCUUUAAGCAAACGUGGAGUCUGAUCUUACAAAAGACUUAUUUUGGACUCUGUGUGCUGCCUUAGGGUUAGGAAUGUGGUGCUCUUGUGGGGGGAAGUGAGCUCCAAGAGUAGCUUUCUUUUCAUCUCUUAGUAAUCUUCUGUUUAUCAGUUGAAUGCCACAGAUUCCCCUUUUAAACUUUUAUUUUGCUUUAAAGAAAGGAAAUUUAACUUAAAAUAUUUUAGCAUUAGUUGCACAAAAUGUUUGGAUAAAAUUCUAGUUUUUAUAAGUCUUUUUAUAUAUUUAGCCUGUCACAACAGUGCUCAAGAUUGUAUUGAUAAUGUUUUUCUGCAUUAUAGAACCCUAAAACACAGAGAUCUCACUGACCCGCUGCCGUGUAACCACACUCUUCCCUUCUUUUGCCUAAUACAGCUCAGCUAAGUCCUUGCAUAAGGAUGCUAAUUCUUCAUCAUCGCAUAACUGUCUUCAUAAAUAAAGGACUGUAAAAUGUGUUCAAAUGAAACACAGAGGGGUUAACACCCCCAAAUGAACUCUUUAAAAAAAAAAUUUAAUCUUGGCAUCCUAUCACUAUGUGAUAUUUUGUACAUCUUACUGUAUUUACGAGUUUAUUUAUCAAGGAUUACCCAUCUUGCUAAUGGCCUAUUGUUAUUUAUUUCACUUUUUGUUGGUCUUUAUAUCCUUUUAUGUAGUGUGUUAAAGGGCCCUGUAUAUCUAUUAUGGCACUCUUUGAACAGUCUAAAAUAGAAGAGAAAAUGGGACAUUUGAUAAUUCUAAAGUUGCAAACCAAGAAAGUCUUUUUCUUCUGGUUAAGUACCUGGAGUGGAGUUGAUUCCAAAAAGCAAUCUUGUUUCAGAACUUUUGGAGUGAAAAUUAUUUUUAUUUGCGUUUCAAAUAGAAUACAAAAGUAGUUGAUUCAAGAUUCAUAAAUCUGCUGUGUUUUGACUAGUUAUUCCCUGCUUUUAUUUUAUUUUCAGAUGUGCUUCAGUUUAUGGUGUAACUAAAGAUUUUGUUUGUGUAAUGCAUGAUUAAUACAAUAAAGUAUUUUUUCUAGUCUUCCACAAAACUUUUCUGAUCAGUUUGCGAGUUUUGAUGAGUUUUGUAAGGUUUCUGUUUUACAAACUAUGAAUCAGCAAAUUUUUAAGAUUGUACCACAUAGCAAAAGUACAGCUGUUGAAAAAUAAUGUAUAUAAAAUGCAUAUAAUAAAUAUUAAAUGGUGUACCUGUA
Falco peregrinus (peregrine falcon) is the source of this 4170-nucleotide messenger RNA. RefSeq names its product striatin 3 (gene STRN3). The transcript is spliced from 18 exons. The record is from RefSeq and is a predicted model, not a curated record. Gene Ontology annotation, molecular function: armadillo repeat domain binding; protein phosphatase 2A binding; protein-containing complex binding. Bases 199 to 2646 code for a protein of 815 amino acids. NCBI's taxonomy places the organism in Eukaryota, Metazoa, Chordata, Aves, Falconiformes, Falconidae. Gene Ontology annotation, cellular component: dendrite.